Messenger RNA from Cygnus olor (mute swan), 945 nucleotides. It is a transcript of the gene GFUS, whose product is annotated as GDP-L-fucose synthase. The transcript has 7 exons. Gene Ontology annotation, molecular function: GDP-L-fucose synthase activity. The record is from RefSeq and is a predicted model, not a curated record. Lineage: Eukaryota; Metazoa; Chordata; Aves; Anseriformes; Anatidae. The coding region runs from base 13 to 534 and encodes 173 amino acids.
UAUGCCAAGAGGAUGAUCGACGUCCAGAAUAGGGGCUAUUUCGAGCAGCACGGCUGCCGCUUCACCGCCGUCAUCCCCACCAACAUCUUCGGGCCGCACGACAACUUCAACAUCGAGGAUGGCCACGUGCUGCCGGGGCUCAUCCACAAGGUGUACCUGGCCAAACAGACCGGCUCUGCUCUGACCGUCUGGGGCACCGGCAAGCCCCGGAGGCAGUUCAUCUACUCUCUGGAUCUGGCCCGGCUCUUCCUUUGGGUCCUGCGGGAAUACGAGGAGGUGGAGCCCAUCAUCUUGUCAGUGAGCGAAGAAGAUGAAGUCUCCAUCAAGGAGGCGGCGGAUGCGAUCGUGGAGGCCAUGGACUUCAGGGGAGAGCUCAUCUUUGACACCACCAAGGCGGACGGGCAGUUCAAGAAGACAGCCAGCAACGCCAAGCUCCGGCGCUACCUCCCCGGCUUCCAGUUCACCCCCUUCAGACAAGCCGUGCAGGAGACCUGCGCCUGGUUCCGCGCCAACUACGCCAGCGCUAGGAAGUGAGGGAGCGGCGCCCGCACGCGCAUCCUCUUCGACUCAGGGUUGUCCUCUGCUGGGGCAGAGGACGGGGCUGGGGGGGUGACGGUGACAUUUCCAAAGCUGGAGGGGGACCAGGGUCCUGGUUACGCUUGAGGGUGAGCGGGGACAGGGAGGGGGAAGAAUGAAAAAGAAAAAAAUCAAGUAGCAUCUUAUGUAGAAAAGCCUAAGGAAAAGGCCCCGUGCUCAGGUAGGGGGAAGGACUGGGGACCCCAGAAGUGCUGGUGGGCCCCAAAUGGGGCAGUAGCAGCCACCAUUGGCCAUGUUCCUCCCCCGGGGGCAGAGGCUGGCAGCUCCUGCUGGGCUGUAACAGGCUACGCUGCUAAUUACGUGUAAUUAGGCUGUAAUAAAGAGAAGCUGAUCAGGGCUGUUCCUGCA